This is a messenger RNA of Hordeum vulgare subsp. vulgare (domesticated barley), 1222 nucleotides long. RefSeq names its product annexin D7-like. Gene Ontology annotation, cellular component: cytoplasm. Gene Ontology annotation, molecular function: calcium-dependent phospholipid binding; calcium ion binding. The record is from RefSeq and is a predicted model, not a curated record. Lineage: Eukaryota; Viridiplantae; Streptophyta; Magnoliopsida; Poales; Poaceae. Bases 97 to 1044 code for a protein of 315 amino acids. The transcript is spliced from 4 exons.
CACCGCGACUCACGGCCACAUCCAUCCGUCUCCCCGGAACGCGGCGAGGCGCACACGCACGGACGGACAGACGAACCGGACCGGACCGGACCGGAAAUGGCGACGCUCUCCGUCCCCGCCGCCGUCCCGGCCGUGGCCGAGGACUGCGAGCAGCUCCGCAAGGCGUUCGCCGGGUGGGGCACCAACGAGCGGCUCAUCAUCUCCAUCCUGGCCCACCGCGACGCCGCGCAGCGCCGCGCCAUCCGCAAGCACUACGCCGACGCCUACGGCGAGGAGCUGCUCCGCUCCAUCACCGACGAGAUCCACGGCAAGUUCGAGAGGGCGGUGAUCCAGUGGACGCUGGACCCGGCGGAGCGGGACGCGGUGCUGGCCAACGAGGAGGCCAAGAAGUGGAACCCGGGGGGCCGCGCGCUCGUCGAGAUCGCCUGCGCGCGCACCCCCGCGCACCUCUUCGCCGCCAAGCAGGCCUACCACGACCGCUUCAAGCGCUCGCUCGAGGAGGACGUCGCCGCGCACGUCACCGGCGACUUCCGCAAGCUUUUGGUGCCUCUUGUAAGCGCGUACCGCUAUGAUGGCCCGGAGGUGAAUACGUCGUUGGCGCACUCUGAAGCCAAGAUACUCCAUGCGAAGAUCAGCGAGAAGGCCUACAGUGAUGAUGAGGUCGUCAGGAUUCUCACUACAAGGAGCAAAGCUCAGCUACUUGCAACAUUCAACAGCUACAAUGAUCAGUUCAGUCACCCUAUCACCAAGGACCUCAAGGAAGAUCCCAAGGACGAGUUCCUCUCGACCCUGAGGGCGAUCAUAAGGUGUUUCACUUGCCCCGACAGAUACUUUGAGAAGGUCAUCCGGUUGGCUCUUGGUGGUGUCGGUACAGACGAGCACACCCUUACUAGGGUGAUAACCACUCGUGCCGAGGUGGACCUGAAGGUGAUAAAGGAGGCGUACCAGAAGAGGAACAGCGUCCCCCUGGAGAAGGCUGUUUCCAAGGACACAACCAGAGACUAUGAAGAUAUGAUGCUUGCACUUCUGGGAGCAGAGUACUGAGGUCAUAUGUUUGAUCUACCUUAUGUUUGAUGGAGGAAUAAGAGAUUAAGAGCGUAUAAAACUGGCGAGUGUGUUGUUUUUCAUGGAUGAUUAUAAGCUAGCCUGCAUGGCAGUGCUCUUCCGAUAAAUUAUAUCAUUUCGUCAUUUAAGCUGCAGAAAUAUCAUUGGUGUUUUGAAA